AUGUCAACCCUCACGAGAGCAUUCACCCGGCGCAAUAAGCGCCCAGAGGUGUCUGCACCCAUGCCGUAUCGUGGCGAAGGGAAUCUGCGACUCAACUCGGCAAGUAUAAAGCGCAGCAACAUAUCUGGACCGGUGCAGCUCUUGUCUACGACCAACAUGCUGGCCUACAACGCACCCGAUAUCAGCCCAGGUUACUCUGCCGGCUCUUCAUCUGCCUCGUCACUAGGAUCGCGCGACGACUCCGACAACGCAUUUUCUCCGCAAAGCUACGCGUCUUCGGUGUCCUCGCCCGAUGUCUCCCCUCAUGGGAGCUCUCCCAUUGAUGCAAACCCAUUGGCGUCGUAUUUCCCGAAGCACACGGCCUCGGUGACAAGCCACCCGCGCUCCUCCACGUCUUCGUCAAAUACAGAUGCUCCGAUGGUGCCUAAGCGAGCUCUGUCCCACACCAAGCGGUCACACCAGGAGCUCGCUCACAAGCGCUCAGUCUCGAGGAUGUCCCCGCCGCCGCUGAAUGCAGCGCGCACCACACCGACCAUUCGUGCAUCACAGGAAUUCUUCCAGGCCGAGCCGCAUCCAUUCGGAAAAGAGCUAGAGCAGGUGAACGAGGUCGUAGAGGAUUUUUGUGGCCUUAAUAUGCACGAUGACGAGGAGCGGAUCCUCUAUGCCAAGGGGCUCAAGAAGUUCUCCGUCGAAGAUUAUCUUGUGGAAGUUGAAGAACUGUACGGCAGCAUUUUCGAGGACACACGUGGGCCUAUGACCACAUCUUGGUUCUAA
Penicillium roqueforti is the source of this 774-nucleotide messenger RNA. RefSeq lists its product as uncharacterized. NCBI's taxonomy places the organism in Eukaryota, Fungi, Ascomycota, Eurotiomycetes, Eurotiales, Aspergillaceae. The record is from RefSeq and is a predicted model, not a curated record. The transcript has a single exon. Bases 1 to 774 code for a protein of 257 amino acids.